This is a messenger RNA of Triplophysa dalaica, 6098 nucleotides long. Its product is annotated as ALK tyrosine kinase receptor-like. NCBI's taxonomy places the organism in Eukaryota, Metazoa, Chordata, Actinopteri, Cypriniformes, Nemacheilidae. The record is from RefSeq and is a predicted model, not a curated record. Gene Ontology annotation, biological process: positive regulation of kinase activity; regulation of cell population proliferation; multicellular organism development. Gene Ontology annotation, molecular function: transmembrane receptor protein tyrosine kinase activity; ATP binding; protein binding. The transcript is spliced from 25 exons. Bases 21 to 4181 code for a protein of 1386 amino acids. Gene Ontology annotation, cellular component: signaling receptor complex; membrane.
CACAGUGGGUAUCUGGAAAAAUGUGUGAUGCGUCAGCAGAGGAUGACCCCAAAAUGGCAGAGGGCGCUGGCUUGGUGUCAGAAGACCAGCCGACUCCCUCUGUAAACUCUCCGGAGACUGUUGAACUAACGCAAACUGAGGAGGGUCUCCCAGGGGCUACCCUGACCUCAUACAGCCCACUGCAGACACUGCACCGACCCUGCUGUCUGGUCCUGGUGCUGAUCUUGCUGGUUCUUUCUCUUCUUUUCAGCUGGGCGGUAGUGCAUCUGAGCUUGGGCAAUCGUAGCAAACCCUUCAGGAUUUCUUCUAGCUACAACCAGCCCGGUAACAUGGAGACAGCGAUCUUUGACUCUGGUUUCACCACCAAUUGCACCAUAGAAACCUCUCGAAACGUCACUCUCCGGGGCCGCUAUCACUGCAGAGAGGGCAGAGAGAUCAAUGUGAGCCAGCUGUGUGACUUCAACCCUGACUGUCCACAAGGGGACGAUGAGGGAGAACAUUGCCGUCAGUUCCUUAAUGGAAGCUAUUGCUCAUUUGGAAGGGAAGACUGCAGCUGGCAAGUGGUUCCAGGUAGCGGUCCCCAAUGGCGGGUCCAUCCAUCCAUUCCCAAAGGCCUAAGAAACACCUGUCCAUCAUCAGGGGCUGUGUUGGCCAUUGACAGUCAGCCCAAAGGUCAGCGGGGAUUAGCCCAAGUCCGAAGUCCGCUUUUCUUCUACCCACUGCGGAAUGCCCCUUGCAUGGUCAAGUUUUGGGUGUGUGGAUCUUCAAAUGGAGUGCUCUCCCUCUGGAUUAUAGAGAACAGCACAGGUCCCGAGGCCCAUCGCAAUCUCUGGAACACAACAAACGAGGCUGAUAUGGGGAACGGAUGGAAACUCAUUACCUUACCUCUUUUUGGAUUGGUGGAUCUGUUCUACCUGCAGUUCAAUGCAGAUAUUUCUUCUGGUGCAGGAAAUGCAUUUGCUGUGGACAACUUUACUCUAAGCAUGGAAUGUUUUCUUGAAACCAAUGGAGAGUAUCCUCCAGUAUUUCCCACCAUCCCUACACCAAUCAAUGAAAACAUCAAGACCACUACACCACGUUAUGAAGUGACUGGAGCAUUUUCUCUUCAUCCCACGUUUACAGAAUUUGUCAAGUGGAUAUUCCACACAUGCGGAGCCACAGGACAAGAUGGUCCAACGCCAACUCAGUGCAGUAACUCCUAUCGCAACACCAAUGUCAAUGUCACUGUUGGAACUAAGGGACCAUUCAAGGGUAUACAGAUGUGGCGGGUCCCAGAGACAAGGAAAUACAGGAUCACAGCAUAUGGAGCAGCUGGCGGGCGCAGUGUCUUGGCUGUUCACAAGUCGCAUGGGGUCUACAUCACCGGAGACUUUCUAUUGCAGAAGGAUGAGCUGCUAUAUGUUCUAGUAGGACAGGAAGGAGAGUACGCUUGCCCUAAUAUGGUACCUACAAUGGACCGGAUCUGUAGAGAACAGCAAGGACCCUCCAACAACAAGACCCAGCUUAAGGGAGGGGGAGGCGGAGGAGGGGGGGCAACCUACGUUUUCAGGGUGGAGAAAGGAGUCCACAUUCCUUUGCUCAUUGCUGCUGGAGGUGGUGGCCGGGGCUACAGCAGCCAAUCAGAAAACCCGGAAGAAGUGAUGGACAAAGAUCCAAGCAUUCCCGGACGUAAUGGCAGAUCAGGAGCAGCAGGGGGUGGUGGAGGCUGGAAUGACAGUGCCCCUGUUGCUCAAGGUGGUAGGCCUCUCAUCCUGGGAGCUCAGGGCGGAGAGCCCUGUCAACUUUUGGGCUGGAAGACUCGAGGGGGUUUUGGUGGCGGUGGAGGGGCCUGCACAGCUGGAGGAGGAGGUGGAGGAUACAGAGGGGGCAGUGCAUCACCAGAUAAUGAUCCCAGAAAGGAUGGAGAUGAUGGAACAUCUUUCAUAAGCCCUGAUGGAGAGAUGUAUCUAGAGCCACUUAAAGGCAUGGAGGGCGCUGGUGAAGUUAUCAUCAACCCAGUACAAAACUGCAGUCACUGUGAAUCUGGAGAUUGCCACGAGACCUUUGAUGGCACAGUUUGUUACUGCGAUGAAGAGCUCACUCUAGCCCCAGACAGAGUGUCGUGUAUUAAUUAUACGGAUGUGUCUAUGCUGCCCGCCCAGCCAUCUCUCUCUCAUCUGGCACUGGGCCUGUCUGUGGGGACCUCUGCACUCAUUGCCGCCUUGCUCCUGGCUGUGUCUGGCGUCAUGAUCAUGUACCGGCGUAAACACACUGAGCUGCAGUCUAUUCAGCUGGAGCUACAGAGUCCUGACUGUAAACUCAGCAAACUACGGGCUUCCACCAUUAUGACAGACUACAAUCCCAAUUAUUGCUUUGGCGGAAAGACUGCCUCUGUCAAUGAUUUAAAGGAGGUUCCACGGCGCAACAUAUCUCUGACCAGAGGUUUAGGUCAUGGUGCUUUUGGGGAAGUCUAUGAAGGACAUGCUGUUGGGAUACCAGGAGAGCCCAGCCCUAUGCAGGUGGCUGUCAAGACACUUCCCGAGGUGUGCUCUGAGCAGGACGAACUAGACUUUCUCAUGGAAGCUCUUAUAAUCAGCAAGUUUAGUCACCAGAACAUUGUGCGUUGUAUUGGGGUGAGUCUUCAGGCUCUGCCUCGCUUUAUUCUGCUGGAACUGAUGGCUGGAGGAGAUCUUAAGAGCUUUCUGAGAGAAACUAGACCCAGACUAGAGCAUCCUUCCAGUCUUACAAUGGUGGACCUUCUCAACAUAGCCAGAGACAUAGCCCGUGGCUGCCAGUACUUAGAAGAGAACCAGUUCAUCCACAGGGAUAUUGCAGCAAGGAAUUGUCUUCUGACCUGCAAAGGUCCAGGGAGGGUGGCUAAGAUUGGGGACUUUGGGAUGGCAAGAGACAUCUACAGGGCCAGCUAUUACAGGAAAGGAGGCCGUGCUAUGCUGCCGGUAAAAUGGAUGCCCCCUGAGGCUUUUAUGGAGGGAAUCUUUACCUCAAAAACAGAUACAUGGUCAUUUGGAGUUUUGCUUUGGGAAAUCUUCUCGCUGGGCUACAUGCCUUACCCGAGUCGCAGUAAUCAGGAGGUGCUGGAGUUUGUGACUAAUGGAGGCCGAAUGGAUCCACCCAAGAACUGCCCCGGGCCAGUGUACCGGAUAAUGACACAAAAUUGGCAGCAUCAACCAGAAGACAGACCAAACUUCUCAACUAUUCUAGAGAGGAUUGACUAUUGUCUACAGGAUCCGGAUGUGGUGAAUGUGCCUUUGCCUGUUGAGUAUGGCCCCAUCCCUGAGGAAGAGGAGCGGGUACCCAUGCGUCCCGAAGACCCCUCUGCCCCCUCCUUGCUUGUAAACCCUCAGGGUGCAGAGGAUCCAUCAUCUGCUACUGCCACCAACACCGAGCAGGCUAAAAGAGAAGGAGAUUCCUUGCUUAUGAGCAGUCAAUCCUCUGAUAACAAAUGCGAACCUCUUCCCUCAUCUAAAACCCACACCCAUCAUCACCCACACCCCCCAGUAACUACUGCCCCCAUAGCUGCUGCCAAACCUUCUUCUAUAACUUCCCUUUCCGCCCAGGAUGGGGGCCAUGUGAACCUAGCUUUCAUGCAGGCCAACUAUUCAGAAAAGGAGAGCCAUAAUGGGAAGCCCACCAACCUGUGGAAUCCCACUUAUGGAUCAUGGUUCCUCCAGCAGCAACAGAAGAGGCAGCAGGCUCAGGUGCAUAGGCAGACGAGCGGCCCACGGAUCCCAGGUGAAGGUCAGGAACAAGCAGGCCGGACUGUGACAGUAGCAGAAGCCCUGAACCUGCAGCAACAGCACAAACAGCAACAGUACCAACAGCAACUCCAACAUCAACAACAGCAGCUGCAGCAACAAGGCAUGUGUCGGCCGCUUUUACCUCCUCCACCCCCACCUGCCCCGGCACCAUUACUGCUGGAUUCAGCCACCCUAGCUCCAGUCCCUCUCUACAGACUUCGUCGCUUCCCUUGCGGCAACAUCGGUUAUGGCUAUCAGGAGCAAGGCCUGCCCCUGGAGCCCAUGCCGGGGCCCCAGCCACCUCCCCAUUCUGGGCAGCAGAGGCCCAUCUCUUUAGCUCGGGCUAGUGGGCCUGAGGACAGCCGCCCACUUUUGGUUACCAUGGGAACGGUGCAGGACUCCAGACUUCCAAAAAUGGAAGGGCACAAUGCUACUGUGAUGUGACUGUGCACGCUCUCUCUCUCUGUCAGUGCCCACUCUGCAAAACACUGUGCUGUCCGGCUACAUCCACCCUCUGUGCUUUUUUACAUUGUGCUUUACCAUAAAGACAGGACUGAAUGAAAAGGUUAUAUACUGUAAGCUCAAAGAAACUCUUCAGUUCACAGUCACUGAAAAAGAAUGAUUGAUAGUUGUUUGCAUACAGAAAUAAGACUGCUGUUCUUCUGAAGCCCACAACUGAAAGCUUGAGAGACAAAAAAAAUAUUUAGCCCUCACACAAACUAUAUUAUAUGAUAUUUUUUCAAAAUUGGGGAGAAAAAAUUUAAAUAAAAACGGGUUUGUUGAUGUUUGCUUGCCUGCUUGUUUAUUUAUUCAUUUGUUAAUUUAUUAUUUGGAGGUUAUGUAAAUUAUUAAUGGGUGCGCUUCAGAAAGCAAACUGUCCCAUUCAUUAUGUAUCAUUUUGUUCAAUCUCAGACUUGGUUCGCUUUUAAACUGCCUCAGUUUUCAUCUAUCAAACAUAAUGAAUAAAAAUAGUCUGUAAUGGUUUACAGUAUGUGUGAGCAACGAACUGGUGUUUUAGUGAGUUGGUGGCUUUUUCUGCAGAUUGCCAGUUGCUACAUGUUUCUAUUCAAAAGCAUGGCAAUGGGUUAAGUCCCUUUUCACAGGACUCUUCAAUGCUACUCUUACCACAGGUAUCAUGCACUGCUUUGACCUUCACAUGAAAACAUCUGUAGAAGCAUUUUAUUUGAAAAAAGCAGGAAGAGCACAGAAAUGUGUGAAAUGCAAGUAGGUGAUAUAUUUAAUCUGAGAUUAGAAAGAAAUUGAUUUGUCAAAUAUAGGCUACAUGCGACAAAGACCAUCCUAAGCCAGGCUGAUAAAAGCUGAUUUUGCAGCAAAUUUUAGGUAGUCCGAUCAGCAUGGCUUUUUUGGUAAGCUUGUUGACCAAGAAACUCUUGAUGAUUCAGCUAUUUGUCAACAGAGAAACCUUUGUUGCUGUGUCAAAGUCAGUUUAUUUACAUUAGCUCAAUCUUUCACUGAUUUUGUUUUCAUUUCCACAUCUGCACCAACCAAGAAUGAUACACCAUACCAUACUAUGUUUCGAAAGCAUUAGCAAAUCGGUUCAAAGUUGUUUGAACGCUCAGUGUCACUGAUAAAGUUCCACACAACCAUGUUUCAUCAUAGCUGGACACUUUGCUUCGUAGAUUAAAGCAUUGUGGAAUGUUGAUAUGAGUGAUAUGAGACUCUUGACUUUGCUGUAUGAAAUUUUGGUGUUGGCUGUGUAAGAGGAAAUUUCAAAAUUUCACUUUGGAAAAUAAGGUACUAUUUUUUCUGUUUGGCAUUUGGAUUUAAAGUGAUUUUUUGUGUAUAUAACUUCCUUAAACCUGUUUGCUAGGAACAUUAUUACCUAUCCAUCUCUCUUUGUUAUUGUUUCUUUGUGUAGAGGAAUUAUUUAAAGCAUAAAAAAGCAUCCAUUUCCCCUUUAAUUUUUUUGACAGUCAAUGUUAGACAUAAAUCUUUCUUCUCAUUUCUCUCAAGCUGCUAUAUCAAACAAAUUUCUUUGUACUGUUUAAUUUACUAUGAAAAAGAAAUGCUGUAAUUGAUGAAGGAAUAUUUGUGGAAUAUUUUUCAAUCACCAAGAAAGUCUAGUAUUUUUGUCACUAGUGGUCUUAUUGUAAAAAGUAUCCUAUUUCAUCCUUAUCUUUCUUUGUCACCUUCGUAACAAGUCCUAUAUUGGUAAUAUCAAAGAAUUAUAAAAAAGUAUGUUUAAAAUAUUAUUUUCUACAUUAUGUAACACUUGUUAAAACAACAAAAUUGCAGAGGGUGGCUUUUUGUUUGCAUUAAUGUUUUUCGGAUGUCAUAAAUAGUACAUUUAUGUAUGUUUUGAUACAGCUGGUCUGAGGUUUGAAAACUGCCUGAUAUGGA